Messenger RNA from Arxiozyma heterogenica, 2835 nucleotides. RefSeq names its product Zn(II)2Cys6 transcription factor domain-containing protein. Gene Ontology annotation, cellular component: nucleus. Gene Ontology annotation, biological process: regulation of transcription by RNA polymerase II. The coding region runs from base 1 to 2835 and encodes 944 amino acids. The record is from RefSeq and is a predicted model, not a curated record. NCBI's taxonomy places the organism in Eukaryota, Fungi, Ascomycota, Saccharomycetes, Saccharomycetales, Saccharomycetaceae. Gene Ontology annotation, molecular function: RNA polymerase II cis-regulatory region sequence-specific DNA binding; zinc ion binding; DNA-binding transcription activator activity, RNA polymerase II-specific. The transcript has a single exon.
AUGGAUAUUCGAGGAAGAAAAAUGAGGAGGCCGCCUGCAUGUGUUCAAUGUAGGAAAAGAAAGAUAGGCUGUGAUCGUUCUAAACCCAUGUGUGGCAACUGUAGAAGAUCUAACUAUCCUACAUGUUUUUACCCCGAUAUCCCCGGUAAAUAUAUUCAAUCACAUUCAUCUGGCAAACUACAAACGGAUCCUAUCAAUACCUCACAUACUUCUUUAUCAUCCUUUCAUAAUACUACUCCGGUAUCUAACAAUAUAAUCUUUAAUCCAAUUUCUAAUUCAUCAACAGAUAACAUUAAUUUUAAUUCCACCACCACCACCACUAAUAAUAAUCAUAAUAAUCAUAAUAAUCAGAAUCUUUCUUUGUUCCAACAAUUUACAGAUUAUUAUAAUACAGGCCUCAAUCUUUCCUCAAACAAAAAUCAGCUUCCUGCAGGAUCAGAUUACUCUACUAAUCCUUCUAAACUUAAUAAAUCACAAAUAAAUACUUCCCUUCUACACGUCAUCCCAAGAGCAACUCAAUUGCCAAACUUGGGUAAAAACCCUGUCGGUACUGCACUUGACUCAAAUAUCACUCUGCAUUGGGUACAGGGCCCCGCUAUUCUAGAUUAUAUGAAUUCUCAGUACUUGUCUAAAGAUAUUAUCGAUAAAGAAAUGAAAUUCUUAAGAACACGGCUAUUGGAAUUACAAGACAUCACUGGCAAAAUUGUAGAAGGUAUAGAUUUGAUUACUUCUUCAAAUACUAAUAACAAUAGUACUACUACUACUACUAAUAAUAAUAAUAACAAUAAUACCACCACCACUAUGCAAAAUGAUAAAAGAAUAGAACCAUUCUAUUCUCCUAUCUCAGAGAGUAUUAAUACUGAUAUCUCUACAAAAAAUUUGAAUACUGUAGACAUCUUUAAAGACUUAGAUCCACAAUUCCUAGAUCCAAAAGAAAUGUUUUCUAUCUUUGAUAAUAAUAACAUAAAUAUAAAUAGGGAAACUAAGAAACCCACUUUACAAUCUAUUGAUACACCAAAUUCAAUCUUUACAUUACCAUUUUUAAGAAAUAAAGAUCUUUAUUUGAAUUGUUUUUUACAAAAUUUAUCAAAUAUUUUCAUUGAUAAUAAAUUUGAUACUACUAGUACUAGUACUAAUACUAAUACUGAUACCAAUACUGAUAAUGAUACUAAUACUAGUGGCGGUAAUAGUGGUGAUAACAACGGUAAUAGUACUCACACCCCUUGUCUAUUAUCCAUUAAUGAUGAUUCAAGGAUCAGAUUAUUACAUAACUCUAUUUGUUUGCUCUUAAUUAAACUCUAUUUAGAUCAUGUUAAAGAAACCCAAAACUUGAUCCCUCCAUUAAACAUCACAGGUUUAUUAAAUUUUUUAAAUCAAAUCAAUAAUGAGGAAAAUGAAUGCAUCUUGGAUCCAAAGCUUUUAUCACUAGACCAACUGAUAGACAUCGGAAACCUUUCCAUCUUGCUGCUAUUAAUACAUGAAAUGCUCUCUUCUAGCGUGCUUAUAAUUAUUGAAGGAGAACAGUUUCAAGCAUAUCAAAAACUCUCCCAGUUUAUAGCAAAAUUGGUAACCAAUAUCUAUCUGAUUAAACACGAACUAACUUUACGUCCUGCAUCAGCUUCUGUUAUCGAAUCUUUACAAUUCUUAACAUUGUCCAAAUUUUAUCAAUCUAUCACGCUAUUCAAUAGAUCCUUGGUUACAAACAACUACUCUGUUGGUUAUGAAUUGAUCGACUUUGACGAAGAUAUCCACCACGGUUUACAACUUUCCUUAAACCAUGAGAAUAAAAAUGACAAACCUAUCCUCCUAUGGAAUUUCAUUUGUAAACACUACCUAUGGAGGCAUAUCUUUAAAGGUGAAUAUUCUAACUUGUUUUAUAAUAAAUUGAACCUGAAUUCAACACCGAUCAUGGACCCACUUUUCAAAAAUGACUUUAAAUUGUUGCAAUUCCAAAACGAUAUCAUCCAAUAUUUACAAAGUAAAGAUAGAGUUCUGUCACUUUAUAAAGUCAUCGGAAUGAAAGACCUUUUGAAAGUUAAAUACGAAGAACAGGCUAAAAAAUGUCUGAAUAUGGCCUCGACAAUAAAUGGAAACGUCGAUUCUAUCAUUUAUAGAAACACUAUGUUGUAUAUCAACUACUAUCUUUUAUUACAACAUGAGUUACAUGAUGAUAUUGAGAAUUUUACACUACACUAUAAAGAAUUGUUGAUGUUGUUACAAGAUACAAUUUUUUUCAUUUUCUCUAACUUGGCCAAUAAAAUUUUCGCUGGUUAUGAAUUUCUGUUGCAAAGGAGAUCCUUUAUUUUAUUAAAUUCACUAUGUGAUACUAUUUUAAGUUUAUAUCAAAGAUCCUCGUUGGCUUUUCAAAAUAACUUAUCAUUAUCUUCUUCUUCUUCUUCCAAGACUAGCCUCGACUUGAAAGUUAGGGAAGAGACUAAGGUUCAUUCUCAAUAUUGGAUAACCAUUAUCAGAAAAUUAUUGAUUCUUCUACAAGAUUACUCUCAAAAUUGUAAAAAUGUUAACCAUAUUUUAUCCAAUAUCAUGACCAAGAUGAAAAUAAUAAUCACCUAUGACAUGAUGAUAAAUGAUAUUAAUAAUAAUACAUCAGAUCUUAAAAAACAAUUUAAGAAAGACUUAUCAGGCGCCGCUAAUAUCUUUGAAAAGUUAAAUGAAGAUCUACUAAUUGAAUUCAACGCAAAAUUGAAGAGUAUUUCCGAAUCAUUAAUUAAAUCUGAAGUUUAUAAUAAUAGAGACCUAUAUAAACCAACCCAUUUGGAGACUAUGGGAAUUACCGCUGAAAAUUAUCAGGAGGUAUUCAAUGCCUUCAAGGAGUAG